Sardina pilchardus (European sardine) is the source of this 2184-nucleotide messenger RNA. Its product is annotated as ethanolamine-phosphate cytidylyltransferase-like. Gene Ontology annotation, biological process: phosphatidylethanolamine biosynthetic process. Gene Ontology annotation, molecular function: ethanolamine-phosphate cytidylyltransferase activity. NCBI's taxonomy places the organism in Eukaryota, Metazoa, Chordata, Actinopteri, Clupeiformes, Clupeidae. The transcript has 13 exons. The record is from RefSeq and is a predicted model, not a curated record. The coding region runs from base 334 to 1533 and encodes 399 amino acids. Gene Ontology annotation, cellular component: cytoplasm.
UUAAGGAGAAGUCCUUAUACACCAUGACGGUCACAUGACUGGGGAAUCAGGCGAGCGAUUAUGUAACAACAUGUCCGCUGUCUGAACGAAAUCAUCGAACCACUCGCUACUCCAUGACGCCACUUCCCUGCUCGAGGAGGCGUUGUCCCACACUGAAGCGUCACUCUUCUGCAGAAACCGGCUAUCUGACGAAGGGACUUAGGUACAUUACGGCGAGCUUUAGGACAGUUAGUGGAGACAUAGUAGACCUUCUUUUGUUUUAGUGUAGUUUAAGUGUCGUGUUUCGUUCAGUUGUUUUAUAUAUUAGAUAGGUCUCGAUCUGAACCGUGUACAAUGAUAAAGAAUGGACACCAUCAGAACAUUCCUGGUAAGGACGCAGGAGCUAACCCGGCCGUCACAGCCUGCAGCCCAGAGAAGCGACGGCGUACUAUCCGAGUAUGGUGUGAUGGAUGUUAUGACAUGGUCCAUUAUGGCCACUCCAACCAGCUCAGGCAGGCCAAGGCCAUGGGGGACUACCUCAUAGUAGGAGUGCACACAGACGAUGAGAUUUCGAAGCACAAAGGUCCCCCAGUGUUCACGCAGGAGGAGCGCUACAAGAUGGUGCGCGCCAUCAAGUGGGUGGACGAGCUGGUGGAGGGAGCCCCAUACGUCACCACCCUGGAGACGCUCGACAAGUACAAAUGUGAUUUCUGCGUGCACGGAGAUGACAUCACACUCACAGUAGAUGGCAAGGACACAUAUGAAGAGGUGAAGAAGUCCGGAAGAUACAGAGAAUGUAAGCGGACACAGGGGGUCUCCACGACAGACUUGGUGGGUCGCAUGCUACUCAUGACCAAAGCCCAUCACAGCAACAUUGGCAGUUCAGACUACCAGCAGCAUACAGACAACUUUGGGAAGGGACCAAGGGGACACAGUCCCUGGACGGGGGUGUCCCAGUUCCUCCAGACCUCGCAGAAGAUCAUCCAGUUCGCCUCGGGGCAGGAGGCACAGCCUGGAGAUACCAUCAUCUACGUGGCUGGAGCUUUUGACCUCUUUCACAUCGGUCAUGUAGACUUCCUGGAGGCCGUGCACAAGCUGGCUGAGAAGCCAUACAUCAUCGUGGGGUUGCACUUUGAUCAGGAAGUGAAUCGGUACAAAGGGAAAAACUACCCUAUUAUGAAUGUCCAUGAGAGAACCCUGAGUGUUUUGGCCUGUCGAUACGUGUCAGAGGUUGUAAUCGGUGCACCCUAUACUGUCACUAAGGACUUACUGGAUCACUUUAAGGUUGACAUAGUGUGCCAUGGAAAAACAGAUGUACUUCCUGAUCGGGAUGGCUCUGACCCUUACACAGUUCCUAAGAGGAAAGGCAUCUUCAGAACAGUGGACAGUGGCAACAUACUCACUACAGAUGACAUAGUGCAGAGAAUAAUCAAGAACCGGUUGCUGUUUGAAGCCAGGAAUCAAAAGAAAGAGGCGAAGGAGAUGGCCAUGAUCCAGGCCAUGAAGAGACGAGAGGAGGAGAAAGCAAAAGAGAGAUUGCAGGCUGUGGUGUAGGACGUCUCUGCCCCACCCUGUCCAAACAGAAGAUCAGAGACUGACCACUCCCCAUACCAACUACACACUCUCUCACACACACACACACACACACACACACACACACACACACACGUUCAUUCCUAUUGCUCCUGAUAAGACCACACACACACACACACACACACACACACACACACACACACACACACACACCAAAGUCAACACAGAUACACCAGAUGCUGUCUUCCUGCCUUGGGUGUUAUGCUGUUAGUAACCUCACAAGUGUAUAGCCAGCUCUCACUAUACAAAAAAAAAAAAAGAAAGUGUAACACACACGUGCUCGUAGGCUGUCCUCCACUCGUCUUACCCACCGUCCCUCUCUCCCUCUCUCUUCUCCUCCUGAUGUACCUGUUCUCUCUUUCCUGGCAGAUGAGAUUGAGCCCACAACACAUCCCCCCUAAUUCAUACUCAGUUCCUAAGUGCCAGUAUGACCAAGUGGGCAUUAGACCAGAUGUGUCAGUGCUGAAGCGGGCAUUUGCUCUGCAAACGUGUGUGCAAGGGGGUACGGAGUACACUGGGUACAAUGAGAAGCACACCCUCCAAACAGGAGAUCUCUUUUUAGGCACAUUGCAGAUGUUCAUGUUCACCACAAUAUACUAGAGAGAAAGGAGU